GUGUGUUUUCUUUUAGGUCAUGUAGGAAAUCGUAAAUCAUGUGAAGAUGGGACUCUUGGUAUUUGUGCGCAAUCUGCUGCUAGCCCUCUGCCUUUUUCUGGUACUGGGAUUUUUGUAUUACUCUGCAUGGAAGCUACAUUUACUCCAGUGGGAGGAUUCCACCUUGCAGUUGAAGGGCUUGGACUGAGUGACACCAGAUUUGAACUCUCUGAGCACAAGUAGUUUUCCUUUGGUUCUUUGGUCUGAAGGCUGGUCGCAGGAAAUACCAGGUGUAGAAACAGGCUUCAAAGAGGCUUAGUAAUCAAGUUUGUCUGUCUUUCAUCUGAUGAGGAGCUUAGAGGGCAUUUCCAAGUUUGAAAAAGAGGAGAGGACACAGGGCAAACAGCUGCCCCCAAGAUUGGAGAGACAAGCGAAUACAGAGCCUCAUAUAGAAACUGUACAGGAAUGAGUGGCAGAGUAGAAAAGUGAAGUACAUGCGUGAAGUGAAUGACAGCAGUGAUACGAGGAACAAGAAUAAUAAGAGCUUGGAAGCAACUGACAUGUUCACCAGUAGAGGCUAAGUUCAGCUAUCCUGUGGGAUGCUCUGCACCUGAAGAAUGAGGAGGCUUUGUAUAUGCUGAUGGAGUGGAGCGGUGUGGGGCACGUGGGAAGGGCGGACCGAGACGUUUGUCGUGCACGCCGAGGCUCACAGAGGAACCGGGGCCAGGACAGGGCCUGUGCAGCGACUCAGGGAUCAGAAGAGGAAGGGGACUCCAGGAAGCCCCUGAGACACAGAUGGAAAAGUUUAAGAAGUUAUUUCAGGACUGCUUGUGAGUACAAAGAAGAUUCAAUGGUUCUAUCCUUUGACUCCGCUGGACAAACUCUAGGCUCAGAGUAUGAUCGGUUGGGCUUCCUCUUGAAGCUGGACUCCAAACUGCCUGCGGAGUUAGCCACCAAGUACGCAAACUUUUCAGAGGGAGCUUGCAAGCCUGGCUAUGCUUCAGCCUUGAUGACGGCCAUCUUCCCGCGGUUCUCCAGGCCAGCACCCAUGUUCCUGGACGACUCUUUCCGCAAGUGGGCUAGGAUCCGUGAAUUUGUGCCACCUUUUGGGAUCAAAGGUCAAGACAAUCUGAUCAAAGCCAUCUUGUCAGUCACCAAAGAGUACCGCCUGACCCCUGCCUUGGACAGCCUCAGCUGCCGCCGCUGCAUCAUCGUGGGCAAUGGAGGUGUCCUUGCUAACAAGUCUCUGGGGUCACGAAUUGAUGACUAUGACAUUGUGGUCAGACUGAACUCAGCUCCAGUGAAAGGCUUUGAGAAGGACGUGGGCAGCAAAACUACACUGCGCAUCACCUACCCCGAGGGCGCCAUGCAGCGGCCUGAGCAAUACGAGCGCGAUUCUCUCUUUGUCCUCGCUGGCUUCAAGUGGCAGGACUUCAAGUGGCUGAAGUACAUCGUCUACAAGGAGAGAGUGAGCGCGUCGGACGGCUUCUGGAAAUCUGUGGCGACUCGAGUGCCCAAGGAGCCCCCCGAGAUUCGUAUCCUCAACCCAUAUUUCAUCCAGGAAGCUGCCUUCACCCUCAUCGGACUGCCCUUCAACAAUGGCCUCAUGGGCCGCGGGAACAUCCCGACCCUCGGCAGUGUGGCAGUGACCAUGGCACUACACGGCUGUGAUGAAGUGGCAGUCGCAGGCUUUGGCUACGACAUGAGCACACCCAAUGCACCCUUGCACUACUAUGAGACCGUGCGCAUGGCAGCCAUCAAAGAGUCCUGGACACACAAUAUUGAGCGAGAGAAAGAGUUUCUGCGGAAGCUGGUGAAAGCGCGCGUCAUCACUGACCUAACCAGUGGCAUCUGAAAUGGGCCCAGCACAUGGCCACAGAGGUCCUGGCACCGCCCAGAGCAAGCAGCAGCCGCCGCCACCUGCCCACUUCAUUGGCCUUGGUCUGGCUCUGCCUGAGAGGCACAGGAGCCUUCAGACCCAGAGAAGGACAGCGCGGAGUGGCCCAGGGGUGGCGAGGCCUUGGCAGGGCAGCCAGAGCCGUGUCUGCUCAGAGGCCAGCCUCGGCCUCACUCUCAGCCUGGAUCCUUGAAGCCCGAGCGCCAGGAGGCCACGGCGAGCCAGCAGGCCCAGCAUGCAGGAGGCGGGCGUUAGGCCGCAAGGCAGCUGCCGGAAUUAUUUCUCCAAUCAGUGUUUGUUGUAUUAUAAUUUUGUGAAUUUGGGUGGGGGGAGGGGGGAUAAUUUAUUUUUAAACAAGAUUGGAGAUGUCAAAUUUGGUCCGCUUGCCAUGCAGAAAGAAGCCCAGCAGAGGGCCCAUCAGGCAGUGGUGCGAGUGGGCUCCCUGGAGAGUGGGGUGCCAUGCUGAGCUGUAGCCUGCUCCGGAGCUACAGGGAGGUAGGCAGGAUCCAAUGCCAGCUCCCGCCAGCUCAUGACACUAUUUGGCCUUUCUUGGGGAGAAGAUGGGGUAUUCCCACACACCAGCCUCUAGCUGUCCCACAGGGAAACACUGGAGCUGUCCUUUAAGCCAACAAGACAGCCCCCGGGCUAGAGCAGAGAGACCUUCGGAGCUCAGGAGGCGAGGCCUGGCCCAGCCCGAGGGAAAUGGCCCCUCCCCAGCUGCUACUGAUCCAUAGGACAGUGCCCCAGGCCUGGGCUGACCGACUUGGCAGCUUCUCUGGGUCUGAGCAGUGAAGCCUUAAGCCUGGACCAGUGGGAAGUGAGGCUGAAGGACCGUACCCAGGCUGUGGCAGCCACCGUGGAAGCAAUAAAGCUCUUCCCUGAA
Molecule: messenger RNA, 2759 nt
Organism: Molossus molossus (Pallas's mastiff bat)
Lineage: Eukaryota; Metazoa; Chordata; Mammalia; Chiroptera; Molossidae
Gene: ST3GAL3
Product: ST3 beta-galactoside alpha-2,3-sialyltransferase 3
Exons: 17
Coding region: 614-1834 (406 amino acids)
Molecular function (GO): sialyltransferase activity
Source: RefSeq, a predicted model, not a curated record